CGCCGCUGUCAAACAAAAACGUAAAUAAAAACAUAGCCUCCGAUGGCGUCAUAUAUCGCGCGCUUGUUGUUUAAAUAGUUAAAUAGAAAUAAAUAAAAACAGUAAAACAAAACUUCGAUUUGUAGCUAAUUUUACCAGGCCAGUGGGCUUAAAAAUUCUGGAAAAGGGUAGCAUUGAGCAGUGCGUGUAGUAUUUCCCAAAGGGAAAAAGGUUUUCCUUUCGGGUCCGAAUCCGACUCGCCAACGGGCCAACAGUGCGACCCGGGGGAGGGGUGGGGGAGAGUAUGGCAACGAACCGGGGCGGUAGCACGGUGUACCUCGAAAUGGACGGCCGGCGGGAGCAGCACGCCCAGCCGGAACAGGACGGCGAAAAUGACGCCGAUAGUGGUGAAGACACCGACGAGGCGAGUGAGAGUGAGCUGCUGACCGGCACGAACCACCAGCACAGCGUGGACGAGGGGAUGGAGAUCCGGGAGCAGAUGUACCAGGACAAGCUGGCGAACCUGCUCGGGCAGCUGGAGCUGCUGAAGCAGGGCAAGCACCCGGAGUACCUGAAGAUCGUCGACCGGCUGCAGCUCGAGCUGGACGACCGGGUGCUGCUGAACGAGGUCGAGCGGGACUACUUGCUGGCGUGCGCGGAGCGCGACUGCAUCCUCGAGAAGGCGGCCGUCGAGAACGUCGAAUCGUUCGACGAGAAGAAAGCGGAGCUGAUCGAGAACCUGAUCGCCGACCUGGAGGACCAGAAGAAGAUGAUCGAACACGAGUUCGCGACGAUGGAGCUGAACGGCGACUCGGUCGACGUGAAGCCGACCGUGACGCGGAAGCUGCGCCGCCGCCCGAACGAGCCGCUGCCGGUGCCGGAGAAGCGCCGCAAGCCAACGACCAACCAGCUGACGUUUCUGCUGGAGGACAAGGAGGUAGACCACGAUCUGCAGCUGAUCUCGCGCAGCAAACCGAACGGUGGAUCUCAGCCGACGGAGGGCUACGGUGGCAGUGGGGCAGCACCCACGGGAACGGGCGGACAAUCGAACGCACAACCGUCGACGGAAACGCGCAUCGAGGAUGGGAAGCUGUGGUACGAGCGGCGCUGGUUCCACCGCGGCCAUCCGGUGCACGUCGAGGGCCGGGACAUACCGCGCUUUCCGGCCAACAUCUCCGCGAUCGGGACCGAGGCGAUCUGCGUGAAGAAAACGUCCGACGGGCAGAAGCUGCGCAUCUUUCUGUUGCAUCUGCGCCGCGGCAAGGUGUCGAUCAAGCGGCGGGCCAACUAAACCAUGGGGACAAUGAGGGAGGGGGGGGGAGAGAAGGGCCUUUUUCGGUAGAGAGGCGUUUUCGGUGUUGUUGCCGGCGGACGAGAAUGAGAAGCGUUGUUUUGUGGUUUCCGAGCGCCACUGGACACAUUUGUUUGGUUAGAGAUUUAUAAUAAUUGCGUGCGUUUUUUGUAUAGGGAGAUUUGUGCGCUACGCGAGGAUGGAAAAGGGCGGGGCUGGGUGGAUAGCCAAAAUCCGUACGACACUUACCCACGAACUAAGGUCAAUCUCGGAUUACAGUUGAGCAAUACACACACGCGCGCACACUAACAAAACCGCGGACUGCUAGAAGCAAACACGAUAAAACUAAGAAUUCGAGCUCGCGCUCGCUCACUCCUACCCCACAAAAUACACACACGCAUGCAAACACA
Anopheles arabiensis is the source of this 1680-nucleotide messenger RNA. Its product is annotated as sin3 histone deacetylase corepressor complex component SDS3-like. Gene Ontology annotation, cellular component: Sin3-type complex. Gene Ontology annotation, molecular function: histone deacetylase binding. Gene Ontology annotation, biological process: negative regulation of transcription by RNA polymerase II. The record is from RefSeq and is a predicted model, not a curated record. NCBI's taxonomy places the organism in Eukaryota, Metazoa, Arthropoda, Insecta, Diptera, Culicidae.